AUGCGCAGCGAUCAGCUCGCCCGAGCAUCUAGGAGUCAGAGCAGGAGUCCACACCGCAGCUCUCCCCAGACCUUCAAGUUCAAUGUGCUGCUGGCGCGUGCGGCACGCAAGUCGUGGGUCCAGAGCUUGCAGCUGCUUCAGCAGGCGAAGAAAGCGUAUCUUCAGCCAGAUGUGGUCACUUACACUACCGCAGCAUCCUCCUUGGCUUCGGCGAAGCGAGCGACAGACGCCUCACUGCUCCUUGAAGAGGCUCGGAUCAGGCAGACCGAGCCCACGACAGCGCUAAGCACUGCAGUCGCCAACGCCUAUGCUGGACAAAGCUGCUGGGAGCAGACAAGGAGCCUUAUGGAGAACAUGAAGAGGCACGGACCGAGCCCAAAUGCCAUCACGUUUGCGGUUGCGCUGACCAGCUGUGUGGAAAGUCGCUGGGCUGAUGCUUUGGUCUUGGUUGGCAUCGCCCGGCAACACUUUGUCCUGGACGCCGUUUGCCUGGGUGCAACCGUGACCGCUUGUGCGGUUUCAGCAGCUUGGGAGCAGGGCCUUGCUGCCUUGCUGAAGGUUUGCAGGCAAAGUCUCCGCGCCAACAUCAUCAUGUACAGUUCUGUUGUCACAGCUUGUGAAAACGCAGCGGUGUGGGAUGCUGCCCUUUGCCUCUUGGACAUACCGGCAGUUCGAGCAGCACCUAGUGCGAUGCCCCUCAGACAAUGA
Molecule: messenger RNA, 708 nt
Organism: Symbiodinium natans
Lineage: Eukaryota; Dinophyceae; Suessiales; Symbiodiniaceae
Source: the annotation of a GenBank genome assembly